UUAUCCAUUCCAUAGUUCACUAAUUACUUUGUCUACCAAAACAACUAGCAACCAAAAAAUUAAAAAGUGUGAGUCCAUCGUCAUCGUCAUCAAAAGGCAAGCCACCCUCAUUUGUCAUUCCCUCACUUACACACACACUCUCUCUCUCUCUCUCUCUCUGAGUCAAGACACAGACACGCACUGUAACAACAAACCCAAGACGACAAUAUAGCGAGAGAGAGAGAGAGAGAGAUAAAGAUAGGAAAAUGAGCAAUAGAGCGAACCCAGCAUACCAAAAUGGAGAGCAGAGAGGAAGACAGGAAGAAGCAGCAGCUUCAUCAUCAUCGUAUGCAAACGGUUACAAUCAGAGCCGUCCAUACUUCUACCCAACAACACCCGCACGCUCUUCUUCCGCAGCAUCUCUCAAAGGAUGCUGCUGCUGCCUCUUCCUUCUCUUCUCAUUCAUCGCCCUCUUGGUCCUCGCCGUCGUCCUCGUCGUCCUCCUCGCCGUCAAACCCAAGAAGCCACAGUUCGAUCUACAGCAGGUAGGUGUACAGUACGUGGGCAUAACGCCGUCCGCCGUGGCCGACCCAACCACCACGGCCGCCUCAUUCUCACUCACCAUCAGGCUCCUCUUCACCGCCGUCAACCCCAACAAGGUAGGGAUCAAGUACGGCGAGUCCAGGUUCACCGUUAUGUACCGUGGAAUCCCAUUGGGGAGAGCCUCUGUUCCGGGCUUCUACCAGGAUGCUCACAGCGUAAGGUCAGUUGUGGCCACCAUCGCCGUUGAUCGGGUUAAUCUUCUUCAGGCUGACGCCGCUAAUUUGAUGCGUGACGCCUCGCUCAACGACCGAGUGGAGCUCCGAAUUCUGGGUGACGUUGGUGCCAAGAUCCGAGUCAUGAACUUCGAUACCCCUGGUGUUCAGGGAGAGAUGGAGAGAGAAUGAGAGUGGCGGAGGCCGGAGGGGAAGAGGGACGGUGGUGUAGCUACGAAUUCCACUACCCUCUGCCUUUUUCUUUAUUUCUCUCUUCUUUUUUUCCUUCUUUUAAAAAUCUUGCUAACAUGCGCUGAUGAGGACGUGGGUGGUGGCUUGGUGUUUCAGAAAUCUAGUUGGUAAUUACUAAUUAGUACCACAUUGGCCACCAUGAUAACGUGCGCCGAAAGUUAUUUUGUAUCAGUUAUCGGUUUAUAUAAACUAUGGUAUCAUAUUAUUUAACGAGCUAAUUUGUAUUUUAUAGGGGUACCAACACUUGACCACUUCUUCUCUUGUAUAGCUUUAUGCCUUCUUAAACUUCUAUCUCGUCUGAUUUGAUGCUUUUUUCUGUUGGGUGUGUAAAUCUCUGCAGUUUCUGCCUAACACCAUUGCAUCAUAUGCACAUGUAUUUCCCUCUUUUGUUUUAUUACUAUUUAAAUUUUUGGGUGAUUUAAUUACACAUAUUUUUUGGUACAUCUUUCGGGCUAUACUCCUUUAGUCAUUUUCCACUUUUGAUCUUGGUUGCGCUCCUUUUGGUCUUUGGCUUCAUCUUCAAUUUAUGUACCUCUUUGUCACUGUGUGCCCAUGGCUCUUCUUGGUUAAUGGAAUAUUUCUAAUGUGUGGGGUUUCUGCCUCUUAUCUUUUCUUUUUUUUCUUUAUCCUUUAUAGUUUUACAUGGCCACUCAUGGCUUAAUCCAACCAUUAAAAUGCUGCACUCAUGUAUUCCUCACUAUCAAUUCUAUUUAU
Arachis ipaensis is the source of this 1700-nucleotide messenger RNA. NCBI's taxonomy places the organism in Eukaryota, Viridiplantae, Streptophyta, Magnoliopsida, Fabales, Fabaceae. The record is from RefSeq and is a predicted model, not a curated record.